Messenger RNA from Cercopithifilaria johnstoni, 1608 nucleotides. The record is from the annotation of a GenBank genome assembly. Lineage: Eukaryota; Metazoa; Nematoda; Chromadorea; Rhabditida; Onchocercidae.
AUGGUCGGCUUCCAACAACAACGUCGUUUAAAGGAGGAGCAAAAUAGCAGGGAGGAGAGAGCGCAGGACGGCACAACGGCUAACAGUAUCGGCAACACUGCAGCUGCAGCUGCAGGUGCAGUGGGACAGCAGCAACAUGGGUCGUUGUCGAAUGGCAGAGCGAACUCGCCGAGGGCAAGAUUGGCGAUGCUGAAGCGGUCAUCCACCAAGUGCAAAGCGUUAUCCAGUAAUGAUCCGUUUCGAUUCCAAGGGAAUGGCGUAGAUUUCAAAGGUAAGUUGAUCGGCGUUCGAGAUGUUGAUGAAGCUCGUGGUGACACAAUGUGUGCCGAAGCGAUGAGACUUGCGAAAGCGGCUGUUAAAAGUGCGGGCCAUCAUAAACAACGAAUUAUUCUCAAUAUAUCAAUUGAAGGCCUCAAAAUUAAAGAUGAAAAAACUCAAACAAUUCUGCACAAUUUCCCUGUUUCACGGAUCUCGUUUAUAGCUCGAGAUACGACAGAUGCACGUGCAUUCGGUUUUAUUUACAGUUGCUCGGAUAACAAAUACAAAUUUUAUGGAAUUAAAACGGCGCAAACGGCUGAUCGUGCAGUCCUAUCAAUUCGUGAUAUGUUCCAAAUAGUUUUUGAAAUGAAAAAAGCGCAUCUUGCUGAAGUAAAACAAAAGCAAGAAGAACAACAAAAGCGAGAAUCGGGAACGAUAGAUGGCGUACGGAUGGAUAAUGGUGUUGCGGUAGCAGAUUUACUAGACUUGGAAUCUGAGCUUCAUAACAUUGAACAAGGUUAUAAUCAGUUGCAAAAUAUUCCGACAUUCGCAGAAGAUUCUUGGCCUACCAGUGAUGUUUUUACUAACGCACAGCCAUCAACACCUUUUCUUCCAUCUUCAACUGGAACCGUUGCACCGUUACCACCACCUCCUGUUUCAUCAUUUGCUCAGAAAAAUCCAGCAGACCCUUUCGAUGAUAGCUUCAAUCCUCGGUCUCUUCCGACAGUUCCGCCACCCGGAAAUAUUCCACUAAAUGCUUUUGACGUCCAGCAACCACCUUCUCUUUCAACACAGCCACUGACAACUUUGUGGUCGUAUCCUGAUCUUUUUACAUCUUCUAUAAACAACCGUCCCAUUGCUUUCUCGGAGACAAAUCCGUUUGUUUCAUCAGUACAGGGUACUACUAAAGCAAGGAUAGAACAUGAUCCAUUUGAUACACAACAAGCGCAGCAAGUUCUGAAAGGUUCUGCAUCUUAUACCCUUCCUACGGCAGUUUCUUGGUCGACAAAUGAAAAUACCAUACCUCCAACAGGCACUGAUCCAAGAAUGUUUUCUCAGUGGACAGAAAAGAAGAGAGUGUCAACUCUGGAGGAAGCAUUCAAUAAACUAGUUGAUAUGGAUACGCUUAUUUCCAAUUCGGAACUAAAGAAAAAUCCCUUUAAUGAACUGAUGAUUCCACCAAAAAGAGUAUCGAUAGAUGUAAUGACAUCAAAUGCGACGGCAGCAGCACCAACACCGAUAAUGACGGGUUCGUCACGGGCACCGUGUAUAUCCACUCGAACUUCUGCUCCUUUGGUUGUUUCAACCACUUCUAACAAUGAUCCAUUUAAUGAUGAAUUUUUCAAUUAA